AUGGAGAAGAAAGGGAGAACAACUGUAAAAGAACAGCUUUACGGAAUUAUCGAGACACGCAACAUAGAGUAUGUUCAGUUUGGCGUAGACCUACGUUUUCCCACAUGGUACGGAAGUACAGCGUAUUUCCAGCAAACAACACGACAUUUGGGGCUGAGAGACCCCGACGGUCGACGAUCUCGGUGCAAUUCAGCGCAUCUUCCAGAUGAAAAAGAAGAAAAAGUCAAAAAGUCCAGGAAAAGAGAGCUUAGUACGCCAGAUUGUUGGCUGGAAACUCUGUACGUAUGCGAAUUUUGUUUCAAAUACACAGAUGUUGCAGAUGAGCUGAAAGAACAUGCGUCGCAAUGCCAGUUUCGUGACAGAGCUCCAGGAAGGAUCCAGUAUCGCACACCAGAACUGAGCAUCCGCAAAGUUUCAGGCUCCCGCUAUCUACUCUUCUGCCAAUGCCUGUGUCUCUUUACAAAACUGUUUCUUGACAACAAGUCAAUGUACUUCAAAGUUGAGCAUUAUGAUUUCUACAUCGCCUAUAGUAAUCUGAACAACAAACCGAUGGCCUUUUUCUCCAAAGACUUGACCUCGUUCCAAAAAAAUAACCUGGCGUGUAUUUUGACCCUCCCGCCGUACCAGAGGAAAGGGUUGGGAACGCUUUUGAUGGACUUUUCCUACAAACUAUCAGUUCGUGACAGGAUCGUAUCUGGUCCAGAACAGCCACUAUCGCCCUUCGGACUAGCUGGCUACUUGAAAUAUUGGUCAACUGCACUUUGCUUACAGUUUUUGGAUGGACCGCUACAAAUGAAAGCCCGCGUGGGUUUGAAGGACAUUUCUAAGUCAACAGGAAUGCGUCUUGGCGACAUCGUGCUUACACUUCAAAGCCUCGAGUGUUUGAGUGAGAAAAAUGAGAUUUCAUUGCAGGCCCUCCGACGGUGGAUCAAGAAUAACAAACAAAACACAAAUGCAUUUGUCAAUGACAACUAUUUGAUCUUAGAUGACUGA
Messenger RNA from Lachancea sp. 'fantastica', 993 nucleotides. NCBI's taxonomy places the organism in Eukaryota, Fungi, Ascomycota, Saccharomycetes, Saccharomycetales, Saccharomycetaceae. The record is from the annotation of a GenBank genome assembly.